UCGUAGUCGGGGCAUUGAAUUGCCGGUUCGGCUUAAUUAACCGCCGGGAGCUGCAUAAAUACCUGGCACGCACAGCUCUCAAGUUGCAGCUGCAAUCACCAUAGGAGCAAGAGCAAUCACCAUGCCUUCCCCUUCCUCGGCCCACUGGCUGAGCCUCGUCGGGAGCAUCUGGCUGCAGACCAUCAACGGGCCCAACGCGGACUUCCCCGUCUACUCGUCGCAGCUCAAGGACCUGAAGCACAUCACGCAGGUGCAGCUCAACUUCCUGGCGUUCGCGUCGGACGCGGGCAAGCUCUUCGGAUGGUUCUCCGGGGUGGCGGCGCUGUACCUGCCGCUGUGGCUCGUGGCCUUCGUCGGCGCCGCGUUCGGCCUCGUCGGCUACGGGGUCCAGUACCUGUUCCUCGACAGCGCGGGGCUCCGGUACUGGCACCUCUUCCUGCUCACCUCCCUGGCCGGGAACGGCAUCUGCUGGAUCAACACCGUCUGCUACCUCCUCUGCAUCCGCAACUUCGGCACCAGCAGCCGCGUCGCGGUGAGCCUCGCCACCAGCUACCUCGGCCUCAGCGCCAAGGUCUACACCAGCCUGGCGGAAUCGGUGCUGCCCGGGAUGGCCGCCAGCUCCAAGGCCAAGACGUACCUCCUCCUCAAUGCCGUGGUGCCGAUGCUCGUCACCGUCGUGGUGGCGCCGUCGCUCAGGGUGGUGGACCUCACGAGCGAGGCGAGCACGGACGCGGCAUUCCUCGUAAUGUUCGCCAUCACGCUCGCCACGGGCGCCUGCGCCGUGGUCGGCAGCAUCGGCUCCACGUCCGGCAGCGGGCUGUCGUCGAGGGAGCACGUCAUCAGCCUCGGCGUGCUGCUGGCCACCCCCGUGCUCAUCCCGCUGGUGCUCAGAGUCCGGGAGAGCCUCAACAAGAUACGGGAAACCAAACGGGAGAAUAGGAUCCACGACCUCGGCACCGACGACGCCGACAACGCCGGGGCCGCUGUCGUCGUCAUCGACCUAGCCGCCGCCGCCGCCGACGCCGAGAGUAAUAAGGAGGGAGACGGCGUCACGGCGGAGAAACCGCAGGAGGAGAUCGGCGGCCUCCGGCUGCUUCGGAAGCUGGACUUCUGGCUCUACUUCUUCAGCUACAUGUUCAGUGGCACCCUGGGCCUGGUGUUCUUGAACAACCUGGGACAGAUAGCCGAGUCGCGACGGCUUGGCCAGACUUCCACGCUCGUCUCGCUGUCGUCUUCGUUUGGAUUCUUCGGCCGCCUGCUCCCUUCCUUCUUGGACUACUACUCCGCGAAGAGUGGCUACUCCAUCUCACGGACGGGCUCCAUGGCGUCGCUGAUGGCGCCCAUGUCGGGCGCCUUCUUCCUUCUGCUCAACUCGAGCGACCUGUUCCUGUACCUGAGCACGGCCGUGAUCGGGACGUGCACGGGCGCCAUCACGUCGGUGGCCGUGUCGGCGACGAGCGAGCUGUUCGGGACCAAGAACUUCGGCGUCAACCACAACGUGGUGGUGAGCAACAUCCCCGUCGGCUCCCUCUGCUUCGGCUACUUCGCCGCCUACCUCUACCAGCGCGGGGCGCGGGGCGGCGGCACGCACCAGUGCAUCGGCGACGCCUGCUACCGGGAGACGUUCGUCGUGUGGGGCGCCACCUGCGCCGUCGGCACGCUGCUCUGCGCCGUCCUCUACGCCCGGUCGCGCAGCUUCGCGGGGAAACUAGCAUCAGUAAGGACACCAUGCCUCGCCCGGUUAGCUAAUUGCCUCACCAAGUCGUCGUCGUCGUCAUCGUAGGUGGUAGCAGGCAGGCUCUCCAGAAGUUUCUGAUCUGAGGGCCUGAUUAAUCAUACACCCAUCGAUCGAUCAAGCAUCUCUGCCUGUAGGCGAUGAUGCAACUUUUGAUCCUUCCUUCUUUUUCUUUUUUUACUUCGAGUUUCUCUUGACUGAUCCCGGUGGAAGGGGGUACAUAAAAAAAAUGGCCUUGGGGGAGGCUGAUCAUGAGUAGAUAUUGUGCAGCAGGUUGGCCACCUUUUUCACUUGUUAUUAGUGCAUAUAGUAUAUAUAUGCAAAUAUAAAUAUGAGUGGUACACUUAAAAGCUUGGAAGGAAUUCAGGUUUUAGAUC
This is a messenger RNA of Sorghum bicolor (sorghum), 2112 nucleotides long. Its product is annotated as protein NUCLEAR FUSION DEFECTIVE 4. The transcript is spliced from 2 exons. The record is from RefSeq and is a predicted model, not a curated record. Bases 122 to 1783 code for a protein of 553 amino acids. Gene Ontology annotation, cellular component: membrane. Lineage: Eukaryota; Viridiplantae; Streptophyta; Magnoliopsida; Poales; Poaceae.